AUACACAUGAGAGGUAGAAUCUGUAGCAGAGGAGUAGGCUUGGUAGGGUGGAUGAAUAGUUUUGAAAAUGGUAAAUUAAAGUCACCACCUUUGGGCCUCCCAGGGGAAAAUACAUUAAGAAGGCAGUUGGAGAAAGCAGCAAUGCAGCAAGUCUUGGAAAACCUUCCAGAGCUGCCCUCAUCUACAGGAGCAGAAGAAAUAGACUUAAUUUUCCUCAAGGGGAUUAUGGAAAAUCCUAUUGUGAAAUCACUUGCUAAAGCUCAUGAGAGGCUUGAAGAUUCAAAAUUAGAAGCUGUCAGUGACAAUAACUUGGAAUUAGUCAAUGAAAUUCUUGAAGAUAUCACUCCUCUAAUAAAUGUGGAUGAAAAUGCAGCAGAACUUGUUGGUAUACUCAAAGAACCUCACUUCCAGUCACUCUUGGAAGCCCAUGAUAUUGUGGCAUCAAAGUGUUAUGACUCACCUCCAUCAAGCCCAGAAAUGAAUAAUUCUUCUAUCAAUAAUCAGUUAUUACCAGUAGAUGCCAUUCGUAUUCUUGGUAUUCACAAAAGAGCUGGGGAGCCAUUGGGUGUAACAUUUAGGGUUGAAAAUAAUGAUCUGGUAAUCGCCCGAAUCCUUCAUGGAGGAAUGAUAGACCGACAAGGUCUACUUCACGUUGGUGAUAUCAUUAAAGAAGUCAAUGGCCAUGAGGUUGGAAACAAUCCAAAGGAAUUACAAGAAUUACUGAAAAAUAUUAGUGGAAGUGUCACCCUAAAAAUCUUACCAAGUUAUAGAGAUACCAUUACUCCUCAACAGGUAUUUGUGAAGUGUCAUUUUGAUUACAAUCCAUACAAUGAUAACCUCAUUCCCUGCAAAGAGGCAGGACUGAAGUUUUCCAAAGGAGAAAUUCUUCAGAUUGUAAACAGAGAAGAUCCAAAUUGGUGGCAGGCUAGCCAUGUGAAAGAGGGAGGAAGUGCUGGUCUCAUUCCAAGCCAGUUCCUGGAAGAGAAGAGAAAAGCAUUUGUUAGAAGAGACUGGGACAAUUCAGGCCCUUUUUGUGGAACUAUAAGUAGCAAAAAAAAGAAAAAGAUGAUGUAUCUCACAACCAGAAAUGCAGAAUUUGAUCGUCAUGAAAUCCAGAUAUAUGAGGAGGUAGCCAAAAUGCCCCCCUUCCAGAGAAAAACGUUAGUAUUGAUAGGAGCUCAAGGUGUGGGCCGAAGAAGCUUGAAAAACAGAUUCAUAGUAUUGAAUCCCACUAGAUUUGGAACUACUGUGCCAUUUACUUCACGGAAACCAAGGGAAGAUGAAAAAGAUGGCCAGGCAUAUAAAUUUGUGUCAAGAUCAGAAAUGGAAGCAGAUAUUAAAGCUGGAAAGUAUUUGGAACAUGGGGAAUAUGAAGGAAAUCUCUAUGGAACUAAGAUUGACUCUAUCCUUGAAGUUGUCCAAACUGGACGGACUUGUAUUUUGGAUGUCAACCCACAAGCACUGAAGGUGUUGAGGACAUCCGAAUUCAUGCCCUAUGUGGUGUUUAUUGCUGCUCCAGAGCUAGAGACAUUACGCGCCAUGCACAAGGCUGUGGUGGAUGCAGGAAUCACUACCAAGCUUUUGACGGACUCUGACUUGAAGAAAACAGUGGAUGAAAGUGCACGGAUUCAGAGAGCAUACAACCACUACUUUGAUUUGAUCAUCAUAAAUGACAAUCUAGACAAAGCCUUUGAGAAACUACAAACUGCCAUAGAAAAACUGAGGAUGGAACCACAGUGGGUCCCAAUCAGCUGGGUUUAUUGAUGAUUCAAUGAGAACAGGAAAUUAUUGACAACAUGGAUCAUAUUCUUUUAUAACUUUGGAAGAUUUCAGAUCACAUAUAUUUUACCCAAAAUUCUUGGCUUCUCAGAUCAAUGUGAAUCAAAGCACAGCAUCAAGGUGAUUCCGUGACUUAAUGUUUCAACACACUGUAAGUUUCUUAAAAUAGCUUUGAGAUGAUUGUAGUAACAGUUUAUCCACAGUAUAUUUUCACCAUCUUGGUAAAACAGAAGUGACUUUCACAUAUAAGUCUUUAGCCUUAUCAUGUAACAUAAAAAUCUUAUUAUCUGGAAUAUAGUCUAUACUUAAUAUUCAUCAUUGACUGUAAUUAAUGCAGAUUAGACUCCUCAUAAAAUGAAAUGAUGCAGUUUAGUUCAGUGUAGGUGCAAAUGCUGAAGAAAAUAAAUUUAGGAAAGUUCAUUGUAUCUCAAUGAAGAAUCACUGAAUUUGAAAUCCAAGUUUCAUCUGAGUUUGCAGGAACAGCAAGGCUCUGCUGAGUCAAGGAUGCCCAGAGGCUCCAUCCAAGAUUCUUAGGUAAUGUGACAAGGAGUAUGUACUUCUCUUGUGGCAAAAGGCCAGAUAAUAGAUAUUUAUAACAAUUUUAUUGAAAGGAAAAUGAUUUACAGAGAUGUUGAAUGGUUGGUAAUAAGUAAAAUACACAUACACAUGCAUGUGUUUUUGUGAAACAUGGGCUGCCAUAUAAAUACAAGGUCUCCUUGUGGACAAAUGAGUGUUCACAUGCAGCAUUCAGGGCAUGACUAUAUAACUAAAGAUUAUAUCUGUAUUUUUCAUGUUCAAAUGUACCAAUACCAGUAGAAGUGAUGUCCCUAAGUAAGUCAUUUAUCUGUUACUAGUGGAAUAUACUUGAUGCCCUACAAGUAGGAUUUUCAUCUUCAUUACAACUAUGCUUUUAUGCAGUCUCCAUUUUGUUGAUAUUUAAAUAAUACCAAAUGUCAAAUAACAUCAGGGCUAUUUUGGCCAACUCUAUAUAAUUGCUGACCAUAGCUUUCUAAAAUAUGUCAGAAACCCAGUAUGACUACAGUAAUAGUCUACACCAUAGACUACAAUCUAGUAAAUCUAAUUCAUUUAUAAAACCCUGUAAGUUUCCUUUAAAAUAGCAAGUUAUUAAAUUUAGAAAAUAACCCAAAUUAACAAAACUCUAGUAUGACAGUUUAUGGCCAAAUACUGCUUUGACCCUGAUAUCUCAAUGACUAUAAAAAAUGAUUUUUACUUUUAAAAUUCAUUAAGAUGGCACUUAUUUUUAUGUAUGAGAAAAGUGUCAAGAUCCAGUGAUUGGAGUUAAUUUUAAAGAUGGAUAGCCAUAAAAUAAGACAGUUAUUUUAAAUUGGCAAACUCAAAAGAUAAGUUUUGAAAAUUGCUCAAAAAUAAUCUUACAUUUUACUUUUAUGACUUUUGAAAUAAUACUCCAGUAAAUCACAUGCUAGAGAGCCAACAAUUUUGUAGUAAUGGAUCUUUAUACUAAAUGUGGAAAAGGCAAUCCUAAAGUUUUAUGUACAUAAAUAGUUCAUUUUUUAAAUGUUUGAGUUGCUAUAUAUAUGUGUGUAUAUAAAUAUACAGCUAUGCGUAUAAUCUGUAACAUGCUCCCAAAUUACAUGAAUAAUAAAAUUAUUCACCCUUAUGUUAUAGCUACUGUUCUGAAAUUUUUAAUUACUUCCAAGUUUCUAGACAUUUUGAAAUUGAUUGUUUUAAAAGACCUUGGUUCCACCUUGAAGCUGAUAACUAACUUCCUUUGUAAAAAAGAAUAUGAGAAAUUAAACUCAGAUAAUUAUCAUUCAUUAUUAUAAUUUCCUUAAGGAAAAAAGAAACAGUUAUGGAUGGGACCCUCUUGGGAAAUACUUAUUCAAAUCUCCCAGUGAAUUUGUAAUAUAGUUCAGGAGGCUUACAGAUUAUUGCAGACACCUUUCUUGUUUCAAGGGAUUUGCUUUGAAGAUUUAUGUAAUAACCAUGUAAUGUAUUUUGAGUUCUUGGAGAUACUCUCAGUAUUUAAAUUAGAUCACUGAAUAUCAUGCAAGUGACCACUGACAAAUUUUUAAGAAUACGUUUGACUAAUAUAUCAUUUUUUAUGUAAUUAUAUGUGAUAUAGUUGAUGAAGAUGACAAGU
Fukomys damarensis (Damara mole-rat) is the source of this 3901-nucleotide messenger RNA. It is a transcript of the gene Pals2, whose product is annotated as membrane palmitoylated protein 6. Gene Ontology annotation, cellular component: plasma membrane; cell-cell junction. The record is from RefSeq and is a predicted model, not a curated record. Gene Ontology annotation, molecular function: protein binding. NCBI's taxonomy places the organism in Eukaryota, Metazoa, Chordata, Mammalia, Rodentia, Bathyergidae. The coding region runs from base 7 to 1764 and encodes 585 amino acids. The transcript has 13 exons.